GGGGGCGGUGAGACAAUCCGGAAGUGGAUGGAAAGAAGAGGUGCCACUUGGCGGCCAUGGCCGCUGUAGUAUCGGCGACUCCGGGUCAAGGCCCGGCGGAGUGGAGUACCAUGGGCAGCACCGGGUAUAGGGCAGAGACAGCUUUGGGUCAACUUUGCUGCUGAACCCCUAGGACCCAUCGUUAGAGACGUGCAGGACUCCUUUCCUCAUCCCAGGCUCGGAGGAGAGUUUGCUGGGACUGGUGGGCUGGUUUCCUGCCCUGGGGGGCGGAUCACCUGCGGGGCCGCCUCUUGGAGUCUGGGGCGUUUAGGGAACGAACAGGUUCGCUUGGGUUACUUACCCGCUGUAGCCUAAGACGUUGUGCCACCCUCAUUCCGACAAUUGAAGAAAUUGAUCAUUCGCACAUUUUCCCCAUUGACUUUUUCCAUCUCUAUUAACCCACGAGAAUCUGUGACUGGCAUCUGAGAACCCAGAGCCUGGGACCUUAGAUUGCUGGAAGCUUUCUCUGGUGCUAAUAUUAGCAAAAAGGAUCUGUUUCCAGGUACUUUCAAGAGAAAGGUGCCUCGUGAACACAUCUGCUGGUGGGAAGUCCUAAAGAACUGGAAAGCCCACUCUCUUUGCACCACCACCACACGUGUUUAAAGAACCUAAGCACCCUUUAAACCCACUGGAAAUUUGUUGUCAAGUGGUGGUGGGUGAAUAAAGGAGGGCAAAAUGGAUGAUUUCAUCUCCAUUAGCCUGCUGUCUCUGGCUAUGUUGGUGGGAUGUUACGUGGCUGGCAUCAUUCCCUUGGCUGUUAAUUUCUCAGAGGAGCGACUGAAGCUGGUGACUGUUUUGGGUGCUGGACUUCUCUGUGGAACUGCUCUGGCGGUCAUCGUGCCCGAAGGAGUACAUGCCCUUUAUGAAGACAUUCUUGAGGGAAAACACCACCAAGCAAGUGAAACACAUAAUGUGAUUGCAUCAGACAAAGCAGCAGAAAUGUCAGUUGUCCAUGAACAUGAGCACAGCCACGACCACACACAGCUACAUGCCUACAUUGGUGUUUCCCUCGUACUGGGCUUCGUUUUCAUGUUGCUGGUGGACCAGAUUGGUAACUCCCAUGUGCAUUCUACUGACGCAAGACCGACCCCUUCUCUUCCUCCUCCCACUCCUCCUCCUCCUCAGCCUACUCAGUGUGAAGAUGAUGAGGAUGAAGACCUUUAUGAUGAUCCACUUCCACUUAAUAAUCCAGAAGCAGCAAGGUCUAGCAAUUCCAAAAUCACCACCACGCUGGGUCUGGUCGUCCAUGCUGCAGCUGAUGGUGUUGCUUUGGGAGCAGCAGCUUCUACUUCACAGACUAGUGUCCAGUUAAUUGUGUUUGUGGCAAUCAUGCUACAUAAGGCACCAGCUGCUUUUGGACUGGUUUCCUUCUUGAUGCAUGCUGGCCUAGAGCGGAAUCGAAUCAGAAAGCACUUGCUGGUCUUUGCACUGGCAGCACCAGUUAUGUCCAUGGUGACAUACUUAGGACUGAGUAAGAGCAGUAAAGAAGCCCUUUCCGAGGUGAACGCCACGGGAGUGGCCAUGCUUUUCUCUGCCGGGACAUUUCUUUAUGUUGCCACAGUACAUGUCCUCCCUGAGGUGGGGGGAAUGGGGCACAGCCACAAGCCCGACACCACAGGAGGAAGAGGCCUCAGCCGCCUGGAGGUGGCAGCCCUGGUUCUGGGUUGCCUCAUUCCCCUCAUCCUGUCAGUAGGACACCAACAUUAAAUGUUCAAGGUCCAGCCUUGGUCCAAGGCCGUUUGCCAUCCAGUGAGAACAGCCGGCGCAGGACAGCUACUCACUUCCUCAAUCUCUUGUCUUGCCUUGCCCAUCUCCACAUGUAUUCCUAGAGAGUCCGGAGGGAGGUGAGAUUAAGACCUGAGUAAUGGAAACGCUUUUAGAGUAGAAACAUGUUGCAGUUAGCUAUAGACAUCCCAUUGUGUUAUCUUUUAAAAGGCCCUUGACAUUUUGAGUUCUAAUGUUUCUCUUGACCCUAUUCUCAGGGAAGAUGAAAUUUAGUUUUAAGGAAAAGAGGAGAAUUUCAUACUCACAAUGAAAUAGUAAUUAUGAAAAUACAGUGUUCUGUAAUUCAGCUAUGUCUGUUUCUGCUUAGUUUAGAGGCUCUGCCACUUUAUCCAUUGAUUUUUAACAUGGUUCCCACCAUGUAAGACUGGUGCUUUAGCAUCUAUGCCACAUGCCUUGAUGGAAGGUCAUAGCACCCACUCUCUUAGAUGCUAAAGGUGAUUGUAGUUAAUUUGGGAUUAGAGUCAGGAAAAUGAUGGCAAGACACACUGAAAGCUCACUUUAUACUCAAAAGAGAUAUCCAUUGAAAGGGGAUGUCUAGAGGGACUUAAACAGCUCCUUUUGCACAUGUCUCUCUGAAUCCAGCCUGCCAUUCCAUCCAAUGGAGCAGGAGGGGUGGGAGUAGCUUCUGAAGAGGUGACUGGUAUUUUGUAGCAUUCCUUUUCAAGUUCUCUUUGCAGAAUAUCUGUCUCCACAUUCUCAGAGAGAAGCCAAGAUCUAGUAGCUUUCUAGAUCACAAAAUAGCUUUGGAAAUUAAGGGAUAUUAAAUUUUAAGUGAUUUUUCAAUGGUUGUUGAUAUCUUUAUGGUAGCCUUCUUUAAAAGUAAGACUACCAAAAUAUAUAUGUAUGGUUGUCUUUUUUCUCUCUCUUACCAGAUCAGCAAUCCCUCUAGGAGCCUAAAUACUAGGUCAGCUUAGGGGACACUGUGUCUGUUCACAUAACCACCUGUAGCAAGAUGGAUCAUAAAUGAGAAGUGUUUGCCUGUUGAGUUAAAGCUUAUUGGAAUCAUGUCUCUUGUCUCUUCGUCUUUUCCAUGCUUUUCUCCUAACUUUUCCCUCUAGUCUUUCCUCCCCACAAUUUGCUGCUUACUGCUGGUGUUAAUAUUUGUGUGAGAUGAAUUCUUAUCAGGACAACCACUUCUUGAACUGUGAUGACGAAGAUAAUAAUAUCUUUAUUCUUUAUCCCCCUUCAAAGAAGUUACCUUUGUGUCAAAUGCCGCUUUGUUAGGCCCUUAAAAUAGCACCUCCUCAUGUAUAAAUUGACACAAUCACUAAUAUUCUGGUAAUUUAAACAAUUGAGAUAGCAAAAGUGUUUAACAAAUUAAGAUAAUUUUUUUUUCUUAUUUGCCAAAAUUUGUGUAAACCCUGUCUUGUCAAAUAAGUGUGUAAUAUUGUAUUAUUAAUUUAUUUUUAUUUUCUGUACCAUUUCAAAACACAUUACAUUAAGGGGGAACCAAGACUGGUUUCUUCAGGGCAGUGGAUGUAGUAGUUUGUAAAAAUGUUUUCUAUGACACAUAAGCCAGCAUGCCUGUGAUUUCUUUAUUUCCUUUGUAAAUUUGUCACUGGAUCAGCAGCUGUGGAAAUAAAGCUUGUGAGCCCUCUGCUGGCCACAGUGAGGAAAGCAGCACAAAUAAGAUACAGUUCUAGGUAGUCACUGGCAACAAUUGCAUACAAUUUUACAACCAAGAGAAGGUAUAGGAUGUCAAGUCCAAAUGACUUCCUUGAUUGGAUGGAAACAGCUGACUUUAUGAGAGAUUUGAGGUUUCAUCUGGUCCUUCAAACUAUAUGGUUGCCUAGAUUCUCUCUGGAAACUGACUUUGUGAAAUAAAUAGCAGAUUGUAGUAUCUGGUUUGGUUUGGACAGUAGUGCUUUCUAGCAUAUUGUUGUGUGCAAUGGUCAGUAAGUUGUUCUGCUGGCCAAAGCCCCUUUCAGCAGUGCCUUGCCAUCAUGCUUAAAAGUUUGGCUAGUAUAUCUUAUCUUGCUGGAUGGAGCCUUGAACUUUGGCAAAGAUUGAAUCAUCUGACUUCCAAAUUUGCGUUCCCCUCUGGACCUCACUAUUAACAAGCAAACAUUUCACGGCCCUCUUAGCUCCCAGAAGCUACCAAUGGGCUUUCCCAGAUUUUAAAGCUGCUGCCUCAGGAACUACUCAUUUCUCUCCUGGUCAGCAGGCAGAAAUAGCCAUACUAAUCUCAUAGGGCUCAAAUGCAUCUUCAGGCAGCACGGAACCAAGCAGCAUGGCACAGGCCUCCUUCACUGGAAGAAGAGCUUGCUGCCGUGGUGGGCAGUGUUCCAGGAGAGGCCAUGUCCAUGUUCACUUCUUGGCACAUUUCAGUUCUGUUUUCCUCUUGUUUAAAACUGCCUCUUUAGAUGUGGAUGCCUUAAUGCUGUAACACAUUUGAAAACAUUGGCAAUACUUAAGUUGCUGCCAUGAUUACAGAUGGAAAUAUUGGCUACCAAAGAGAUGCAAUUGAUGAUGAAAAGCAUGAUUCUUCCUUCCAUAUAACCAAAGUUAAUCUUAAUUGCAAUUUGACUCCUUUCCUUGGUAGGGGUAGACUUUCCUCAGAUUCCAAGUGCUCUCUUAAAUGGCAAAUUAAGCUGAAGAAUACUACUGAUCCAUUCGCCCCACUUCUCCAGUUAAUUGCUUGUCAGUUCUUGUUUCAUGAAAACAGUGAUGUUCCAAGUUUGACUCAGUUUUCCUGUGCACACUGUUGCCAAAUUUUUUUUUAGGCAAAGAUUCUGCACUGGAAUGUAGAUAGUUGGAAACAGUACUACCUACAGAGGCGAUGUGUUUUCUCUUUGUCCCCCCUUUCACCGUUUUCUUUCCCAAUUCAAAACAGCCAAGUCAGCCCUUUUCUGGUAUUUUGAAUUAUUAAAGAAAAGAAAGGGAGUAGCUGUUUUGAGUUGUCCUUUCUUUGCAGAAAGGAGAAAAUGUGAUUGUGUUUUUUUUUACCAGCCUACUUCUAGGUGUCACUGCCUGGUUUUUCUCUUUUUCAAGAAUUAGAACUAAGAGGACACACCAGCAUCGGAGUGUAUUAAGCCCCUGAAACACAUGGUAGCUAGGGACUGAACAUAGGAACUGUAUGACAGCAGCACAAACCCCCAAAGAACGUUCUGGCCUUGUGGGCCCCUGAGCCCCUUGGGAGACUGAGAAUAAUGACCAGAUUCAUCCAGAACUGCUGCAGUGUUAAGUGAGAAUCCUCUGUAGUUGUUCUACAGAGGAACCUUCCUUGCAUUAGAAAAUUUCUGCUCAAUACAGAAUGGUCCACAUCACUCAAAGUGCACUGUUGGAGAUGCUAUGAAAUUAAAACCAAUGAUGUAACCUCUUUGUAUUUGAGACAUCUCAAUUCACUCCAGGACACCUGAAGGAAAUGUGUGACUGGUGGGAAAGAACUAGACAACCAUUUAGGAAUUCUCUAUGCUCAGCCUAAACCAGUGGCUUAACACAAGGAAACUGGCUUUGAUCUUUUUUUCUUGUGGUAUCUGCCAGCAAGUUGGAAAUCUCAUGGGUUAAGACUGCAGUUCCCCUGGUUCAGUAGCUGGAACAGUGAUUUUAAAUGUCCCCUUUUUUGGAUCCCUUGUAAACAUGAAAUCAUUCCAUGGAUGGCUGCCUUAUAAUUUUGUCUCUUUCCACUUUAAUUGUGAAUGGUUAAAAAUGCUGUUUUCUGAUAUUAAAUUUUUAUGAGUGCAUACCUGAA
Callithrix jacchus (white-tufted-ear marmoset) is the source of this 5515-nucleotide messenger RNA. RefSeq names its product solute carrier family 39 member 9 (gene SLC39A9). Gene Ontology annotation, cellular component: membrane. Gene Ontology annotation, biological process: transmembrane transport; zinc ion transport. The record is from RefSeq and is a predicted model, not a curated record. Gene Ontology annotation, molecular function: metal ion transmembrane transporter activity. NCBI's taxonomy places the organism in Eukaryota, Metazoa, Chordata, Mammalia, Primates, Cebidae.